AUGCAGGAAGUGGUGCUGGUUGUUCAACCAAUGACCUCCGACCUUGCCACCAGAGAGCCAAUGGGAGCGGAGCAGGGGUAGAGCCCAAACCCUCUGAUGGGAUGGCUCCAGGCACUGAGCGUUUGUGAACCCCAUCCCCCAUGGCACCCCUCUCGCCACCACCACUACCCAAAUACAUUAUUCAUGGAGCGAUAAAAAAUAGAAAAAGAAUGAGAGAAAAGGAGGGAGAGAAACAGAAUAUGGAGGAGGGAAGCCACAAGGUUCAAGACAUUCUCAGAUCACAACUCGUGCAUAACCUCCCUUGUAGUGGCGAGCACGGGAUAGGGUUGGGGAUGUGAGAGCAGCCGAGGGGGAUCAAUAGGGGAUUCCCUGGUGUCUUCUGGGGCAACGCGGUGCUGCAAGCCGAUUGGUGGAUCAAUGUGGUUCCCAGGGUUCAACUCCAACGCCACGGCCAGCCAGUAGUCUCCUUCGCCGCGAUACAGUGAUACAUACAUGUGGUUGGCUGGUUGCAUCGCUCUGCCCUUGGUGAAUCUGCCUCAACCGUAGCCAGCCUACACAUUGUAGCCUAAAUCUAUUAGGGCCAAGAUGCACAUACUGUAUAUAAUGUAUGUGUCUAUUGAAUGGCAUUAUGAUAAAGCCUAGAAAGAAUGAUAACACCCAUUAUGACAUCUUUAGGUCUAUCCGGGUCACAGAUCCCCUAUUCCACACACCCAGAACACGACUGUCGACUGUACAGCUAACAGCCCAUAGGAUAUUAAUGGUUGAUAUUAGCCUUGUUUGCUUUGCGUGAGGAGGGCGGGAUCUCUCUCGGUUCUCUGCCAAAUAGACUGGGUCAUUGUAUAUGAUAGGUGAUGAUUAGUGAAAAGUAUGUGUAUGUUCUUCCCUCCUAGUCCUCUAUGCAAAUCCUCCCAGCCUCUCCCUUUCUCUCUCUCUAGCUCUCUCUUUCUCUCUCAGCGCGGGCUGUUAAUACUAGCGCUGCAGCUAAUUGUAUAAUUGCCUGUUUUGUUUUAAUCUGACAGCGUUGCCCCGGCCCCAUAACAAUGCCAUAAUUUGUUCAUCUCUCCUGUCAGCCAUAAUUUAACCAGGCGGGUUGCCGGGCCAGGCGCCCCCGACAACCCCCGCCACCUCCGCUACUAGCAAACAUUACCGGGGAACGCCGCUAGCAAGCGAACCGUUUGCAAGAUAAAUAAACACAGCCGUCGUCGGGCGGAUUAAUUCCGAGUGACACGGACACAGUGGAUAAACUAAUAACGUAGAGGGGGUAGAGGGGCCGUCCACUAGAUUAAGUGUGUAUCCUACCUGCCUACCGCUGCUGCUCUGCUGUAAUUAUUGUUUCAUUGUCAUUAACCUUACAAACGGAGGUUUAGCCGCAUUGUUUAAAGGACUCUGGGAUGUGUAGUGACAGGGUGAUCUGUCAUACCCCUGGAGGGAGGUGGAAAGGGGCGAGGGGGAGGGGAAGGGAUUAAUGAGGUAUUACGGGGGGACGGAUGGAGGGGUGGAGGGGGCAGGGCUGGAAAAUACAUGGGAACGAGAGGGCCAACAUUAGGCUAAUUGGGAGAUGAGUGCCUCCUUGUAAAAAGUGCUUCUAAUGGCACAUUUGUUACUCAUGCUGCGGUGGCGUCACUAGGCUAAUGCGCUAAUGCAGAGUGGGCUGCAAGAGGUGGUUAACACUACAGGGACUUUGUGUUUGUGUGCAAAUAUGUACAUGAGCUGUCUCGGAAUUUCUAUCACCCAGGCUCUGAGAUAUGAUAUGUACACAGUGUAUAUAUACACACACACACUAGCUAUUGUGGUGUUAGAUGUUUUUUUCUCAUCAAGCCAGGACGUUAGCAUUCAAUUAACAAGCGCCGUUUGAUUCACAAGUGGGGUUAUCAUUGCAUAUCUUUGUGUUUGAACGUGGAUCGAGACUCGUAGUUUAAGUCUAUUUACAUAAAAGUGCUAAAGAGUUGUUUUUGUAUAUAAAAGAAAUGUAGCCCAGUCAUGAUACCAUCAAAUAGCAUUGCUUUGACUUUUCUGCUAAACUGAAAUAUGCAAUGAAACGUGUUCUUGUUCAUUGUCAAAUAUGUUAUGUUUUAUUAUCUGUUACUAUUUAUUUAGUCUUUUUUGUUGCCCAGAUCUUGUGGUCUGUACUUUGAUAGUGUUCCCAUAAAACACGUUAUUGCAAAAUAUACUAUUACACAGCAUACACAGAGAGGGGUUAUAAAAUGGCCGAAUAAUAAUGAGAAGUUCCUGAACUGAAAUAAAGAGCACAUGAGGUUUCCCCCUGGACCAGGAACUAUAGUCAAGCUUGUCCCCUCAUAUUGUUCACUCAGUCCGGUUGGUGUGGGGUUCAGUAAAUGCAAGCUUUAGUUUCUCCCUCACUCUCUCUCUCCAUCUCUCUCUCUCCCUGUCUGUGUUUCCAUCCCCUCGCGCUCUCUCUCUCUCUCUCUCUCUCUCUCCCCCUCCCCCUCCCCCUCCGUGGCCUAAGCCCCUGUUGACUGUACUCCAGGAGUAUCUGGAGCGGAGCAGAACAGUGGACGGAGGCUGGGCCGUGUGUUUUCCUAGCCCCCACUGCAGUACGGGCCCUCUCUCUCCCCAUAGCCGUAGCACUGACCUGUAUCGUGACAGCUGGCUGCCCCUGUGCUCUCUCCCUCUCUCUCUGACCGCUACUUCCAUUACGGCCCUCGUCAUUGUGUUCAAGGUUUUGUUUAAUUUAACAACAAGCAGGGAUGAAAGGAUGGAAGGGUAGAAUAUGAUAAGAACAUAAGCCGUACUUGGCUGGGUCCGGACAGUGUUCUGAAAAGCAGAAGGAUCAAUUGCAUGUGGUGGGUUUUAAGGGGACUAGGACCGCCAAGUGGUGGCGUGACCUUUGAACCGUUGAAACAGCGAUGGCUGACUCUCUCCUCAGGGGUGGUAGUCUAUUUUAUUGAGUGAGGAAAAUGUAUUUUUGAUUAAUCUGCGCAGUGUAGGCCCUUUUAUUGGGCAUUUUCUAAUCAAUAACCUACCUCUGACAUAAUUUGCUGUAUUGUAUUUCAUUAGUGUCACGUUGUACCAAAAUACUACUACGUACAUUGGAAUGUGUCAAAGCUAUUCCAUUCUGCACCAAUCAUUUGGCGAGUUUGUGUUCUAUGUCCCUUGUGCGUACGUGCCUGCGUGUGUAUUUGUUAGUAUAUUAACGUAUGUAACCAUUAUUCUACGACUCCCGUUGGACAUUUCAGAGUGACUAUUUCUGAGCAAUUUCUACCUAAUUAUUCACUUUCAAAUUUUACUUUUUUAAAUGAAAUCCGAUGGAAAUCCAAAUACCCCAACGGCCGUGCAGCUAUGAAAUAAUAGUGCACAGGCUAGAAUUUAAAGUCAUACCUCCAGGCGAAAAACUCACACACACUGAAUGAAAGUGUCAAAUGUUUUUUUUUAUGUAUAUUUAACAACAAAUACCCCCAGUUACUAUUGAUGUUCCAUCUCCCAAGGAUUCAUUUGGCUUGUAUUUCUAAGGGCAUGAUGUGCAACCACUCUCUAUCUACCCUAUCUUGUUAAACAUUUAUCUUGUGUUUUUCCCUUUAAGGCUCUUUGUGCUUUGUGAUGUUAUUUUUUACACCCUUUUAGACUGCAGUGUUGUAUCUUUUAUAGAUUCUGCAAGGCAGGAGAGUAAAGGAGCGGGGAACAGUACCCUAGCGUUGCCUCUAAUUGUUGUAGUUGCUCUACGUCACUCCCUUGAUGUCACACUUGUCUGGGCCACAGAGGUCCCACAGGACCAUGCAGAGUAAACUGUAGUGUUCAUCCCUGUCACUCAUAUAAUAUACACACACACACACACUAAUGUAUACAUAUAUGCACACACACACACACACACCAUUCACAAAGUAGCACCUCUGUAGUGUACAGCCCUGCUUUUUUCCCGUGUGAACAAGCAAUGUUGGACUUAAGUUUGAAUAAAAUGUCUAGAUAAUUUAUUAGCACUAAUGUUGAACCUCAUACUAACACCUGUUAAAGUCUGUCAAUCGAAUAAGUUGUUUAGUUGAUAGGAUGUGUCAAUCUCUGUUAGUGAUUUGCUGGCUUCCACAGUCAGAGCACCAGUGGGUUCAGAGUGGGAGACAACAGAACUGGGUCAGUAUUCUGUGUAUCAAAGCUCUGAGCCCGACCGCAAACCCCUUCAGUUCAGGUUCAGGUCUUGCCAAGAUUCUUUUCCCAGAAUCCCUUGCCAUGUCUCGACGUUUGGCAAUUGAAGCGCAUGUUUGUUCAAAACUCGAGGCGUUUUAUUUUUCAGUGGUUAAUAGCACCAUCUCCAAAGGAAAGUGCUCCUCUUGGAAUAAUGCUUAGAGCUCUCCCAUCGGAGCCAUUCUGUUCUCCCAGGAUGGAAACUUUGUUUCCCACGCUUCCACCGGGCUCCACAAGCACAGGGUUGGGAAACACCAAGGCCGAUGUAAAAUAUGGACUGUCAACAUUUACUUCCUUACAUUUCCCCCUCCCUCCACUCUCUGUCUCACUCACCUCUCUCUAUCUCUCUCUCUCUCUCUCUCUCUCUCUCUCUCUCUCUCCUCUCACCCUCUCUCACCUCCCUCUCCCCUCUCUCUCUCUCUCUCUCUCUCUCUCUCUCUCUCUCUCUCUCCUCUCUCUCUCCCUCUCACCUCUCUCUCCCUCUUCCUCCCUUCAUCCUUCCCGCCUUCUCUCCAUAGACAGUGUAAAUGCAAGCACAUGCGUUUUCCACUUGACACCGUCGCAAUAAUAAAGUAUGCCUGCUUCAUUAGUAUUGAAUCUGAUGGAAGAUAUGCAUCCCGUAAACCUCAUUAACAUAAACCACAGUAAAGACUGACCCCAGGUCUGUUCUUAAUGAACUUGAUGCCAGAUCGGUGUCACCUCCAAGCCGGCCUUCAAAGACACAGUUAAAUAAACAUGGGUGUUCUUAUUUUAAUGUCCAAGAUGACUUAACCCCCCCCCCAUAGACUGAUAUUCCUAACCCCGUUCUUCUUUGUGCAUUAGAUUCCCUUAGAGAUGACAGAGUAAACUAAGAAAAAUGGCUGCCAAGUAGCAAGGUGCGAUUAGUGGCGCUCGCUAAUUAAUCCAUUCUUUCUUUUAGCAGCCUUUUCUCUCCCCGGCUGUCACCACGGCAGCAAACAUAGCGGAGCUGCAUGUCGUGCGCUGUUCUGAGGGACUCUCAGCGAGAGUUCACAUCAUUCACUGGCUGUUUUUGUUAAACAGUCUCACAGCGAAUAGAUCAAUGUCCCCAGAAAUUGUUAGAAUUCACAGGUACCCGCUAAUAACCCACCAGCCCCACCAGCCCCAGCGGCUCCAUUUGUUUGCUUUUAGACUUUAUUAAACUCUGCCUGUUCCUCUCGAUGUGUGCCUAAUGACUGUGUUUGCAUAGCUGAUGAAAGGUAAAGAAGGAAGGAGAGAAAGGAGGAAGGGAAAGAGGGACAGGGUAGAGGAGGAGUGUUAUUAUCAGAGCUCUAUUAUCAAUCUUUACUUGUCGCUUCAGGGGCCUCUGAAUUUCAUGAGCCGAUAACAAAACCCCUUCCUCCCCGCUCCCUCUCGACCUCAGACCGACCACAGUGAUUAUGCACAAUCAAUAACUUUUGUGUAUUUUUUGUCUAUUCUCUCUCGUCUUUCCAUCUGGCCUCUAGGAUGCUGCGGGCAAGGUGCUGGACCGCUGGUCCAUUAUGUCUCGGGAAGAGGAGAUCAUCACCCUGCAGCAGUUCCUUCGUUUCGGAGAGACCAAGUCCAUCGUGGAGCUGAUGGCCAUCCAGGAGAAGGAGGGUCAGGCGGUCACCGUGCCCUCCUCCAAGACCGACUCGGGCAUCCGGACGUUCAUCGAGAGCAACAGCGUGGGACGUGGCCGAAGCCCAGGCCUCCUCAACCACAUGGAGACCAGCAGCCCGUCCAGCAUCCACCACUUUGAGAACAUCCCCAACAGCCUGGCCUUCCUGCUGCCGUUCCAGUACAUCAACCCUGUGUCGGCCCCCAUGCUGGGCCUGCCCCCCAACGGCCUGGCGCUGGAGCAAUCGGGCCUCCGUGGCCUCCGCGACCUGGACCGUGAGGGCAGCCUGCCCAACCAUACUGAGCCAGUGGAGACCAGCGAGUCCGAGGUAUCACUCAGCCCUUUCCGCAGCAGCGGUCAGAGCCCCAGCCGCGUCGGAGCCCUGGGGGUCAUGAACAACGCCAUCGAGCCCAAACAGGAGCCCAACAACCGGGCAUCACCCAUCUCACCCACUCCUUCCAGCCAGCUGUCCCAGCAGCAGACGGAGCAACAACAGCAAGGCCAGCAGCAGCAAGGCCAGGGGCAACCCGGGACCCCACGCCCUAGGUCCAACUCCCUCAACGACCACCAGGCCCACCACCACUUUGUGAAGAGCGAGCAGUCCAAGAGCAUCACCCACUCUUCCUUCUCCUCCAAGAUGCACCGCAUGCGCCGCAUGGGUGCCACCUCGCGCAAGGGCCGCGUGUGCUGCAACUCGUGCGGCAAGACCUUCUACGACAAAGGUACGCUGAAGAUCCACUACAACGCCGUGCACCUCAAGAUCAAGCACCGAUGCACCAUCGAGGGCUGCAACAUGGUGUUCAGUUCGCUGCGCAGCCGCAACCGCCACAGUGCCAACCCCAACCCACGCCUGCACAUGCCCAUGCUGAGGAACAACCGCGACAAGGACCUCAUCCGUGGGUCGGGCCCCGGCACGCCCGUCAUCUCCAGCACCAAGAGCGGCUUCACCCUCACCAGCCCCGGACGGCCGUCUCUGGGCUUCGCCACCCCACCCCUGGACCCCAUGCUCCAGUCGCCCCUGCAGAGCCCGCUGGUCUUCCCCUCCCUGAAGUCGGUGCAGCCCGUCCAGCCGGUGCCCCCUUUCUACCGCACGCUGCUGUCCCCACAGCACCUGGUCAGUUCUCCAGUGUCGCUGCCCACCAGCCCCAUCCUGCCCUCCACCACCAACAGCACCUCUCUGAUGGACCAGCAGCAUCAGCUCCUGGCUGCGGCCGCAGCCUCCCACAAUGCCCACAAUAUGUCUUCCGAAGGUGGGCCAAUGUCCCACCACAGGCUGCCCACCCCAAGUAUCCCCCAGCAGGAUCCAACUGCUGCCACCAACACGGACCCCACCCCCAAGAAGAAGCCCCGUAAGUCCAGCAUGCCGGUGAAGAUCGAGAAGGAGGUGAUUGACGUGGCGGACGAGUACGAUGAGGACAAAGACGACGAUGAUGACGACAGCCACCACCAUCACCACCACCACCACCCCUCCUCCCACCUCCACCACAACAAUAUCAACGGAAACUGCAACAACAACAACAACAACAACAGCAGCGGAGGGAACAACAAUGGCCACCACAGCGGCGGCAGCGGGCACCAGUCCCCGUCCCAGGACGAGAUGAGCCCAGGCCUGAUGAGGGGACACCUGAUGAGGCACAACCAGGACGACUGCCGGGGAGGGGGGCUCGGAGGAGAGGGCGGCAGGGGUGAGAGAGGAGGCCCAGGUGGUGAGCUCCGCUGCAUGGACAGCUUCACCUCCGAGGACCAGGACCACGAGAGAGACUUUGAGAACGAUUCGGAGACGUCGGACUCCAAGAUAUUCUACCGCGAGGAGAUGAUGGAGGUGGAGGAGCAGCACCAGAGGCUGAGGCUCAACUCCUCCAGGAGCUCCAGAGUGGGAGGAGGCAACAGCCUGGACAAGGACCAGGAGGACCAAGAGGCCAGAGACGAGGAGGCGCAGCUGAGGAAGGAGAUGGAAGACUCCAAGAGCCGCUCCUCGCCCACGCCCCACCAGCCCGCCAUCAAGAUCAAGGAGGAGCUCAACGACCCCACCUACGACAUGUUCUGCAUGAGCCAGUACGGCCUCUACAACGGGGGUAUGGUGGCUGCCGCAGCCGCCGCAGCCAGCAUGGCCGCCCUGCACGAGAGCUUCAUCUCCUCCAUGAACUACGGCGCCAGCCCACCCAAGUUCCCCUCCUCGCACUCCCCCGAGGGAGACCUGUGCACCAGCCCCAACUCCAACGACCCCAAGAUCUGCUACGUGUGCAAGAAGAGCUUCAAGAGCUCCUACAGCGUCAAGCUGCACUACAAGAACGUGCACCUCAAAGAGAUGCACGUGUGCACCGUGACCGGCUGCAACGCCGCCUUCCCCUCCCGACGGAGCAGAGACAGGUGAGUGUCGUACAACACACACACACACAUAUAUACACACUAACAAGGUGUCUUUUUUCUUGGCUUACAAUUGGUUCUUAAUUUGACUGCCUCAAUUUUUCGGACUAAUUAUUUAAAUAUCAGUAGAGUAUGAAUGAAUAUUAUGAUACAACUGGUGUUAUUAAUUAAUUUGUUUAUUUGGAUACCCAUUAGCUUUUGCAGAGGCAGCAGCUAUUCUUCCUGGGGUCCACAAAAAACACGACAAGUAACAAAACAAGAAUUUGAGAUACAACGAUAUACAAACAAUACAACAAAAAAAUAUAUAUAUAUAUAUAUUUAUAUACUGUAAAUAUAUACAGUACCAGUCAAAAGUUUGGACACACCUACUCAUUCAAGGGUUUUUCUUUAUUUUUACUAUUUUUUACAUUGUAGAAUAAUAGUGAAGACAUCAAAACUAUGAAAUAACACAUAUGGAAUCAUGUAGUAACCAAAAAAGUGUUAAACAAAUCAAAAUAUAUUUUAUAUUUGAGAUUCUUAAAUUGCCACCCUUUGCCUUGAUGACAGCUUUGCACACUCUUGGCAUUCUCUCAACCAGCUUCACCUGGAAUGCUUUUCCAACAGUCUUGAAGGAGUUCCCACAUAUGCUGAGCACUUGUUGGCUGCUUUUCCUUCACUCUGCCGUCCAAAUCAUCCCAAACCAUCUCAAUUGGGUUGAGGUCGGGGGAUUGUGGAGGCCAGGUCAUCUGAUGCAUCACUCCAUCACUCUCCUUCUUGGUAAAAUAGCCCUUACACAGCCUGGAGGUGUGUUGGGUCAUUGUCCUUUUGAAAAACGAAUGAUAGUCCCACUGGCGUAUCACUGCAGAAUGCUGUGGUAGCCAUGCUGGUUAAGUGUGCCUUAAAUUCUAAAUAAAUCACAGACAGUGUCUCCAGCAAAGCACCCCCACACCAUAACACCUCCUCCUACAUGCUUUACGGUGGGAACUACACAUGCGGAGAUCAUCUGUUCACCCACACCGCGUCUCACAAAGACAAAUUUGGACUCCAGACUAAAGGACACAUUUCCACCGGUCUAAUGUCCAUUGCUCGUGUUUCUUGGCCCAAGCAGGUCUCUUCUUCUUAUUGGUGUCCUUUAGUAGUGGUUUCUUUGCAGCAAUUCGACCAUGAAGGCCUGAUUCACACAGUCCCCUCUGAACAGUUGAUGUUGAGAUGGCUGUGACUUGAACUCUGUGAAGCAUUUAUUUGGGCUGCAAUUUCUGAGGCUGGUAACUCUAAUGAACUUAUCUUCUGCAGCAGAGGUAACUCUGGGUCUUCCAUUCCUGUUGUGGUCCUCAUGAGAGCCAGUUUCAUCAUAGCGCUUGAUGGUUUUUGUGACUGCACUUGAAGAAACUUUCAAAGUUCUUGAAAUCUUCAGUAUUAACUGACCUUCAUGUCUUAAAGUAAUGAUGGACUGUCAUUUCUAUUUGCUUAUUUGAGCUGUUCUUGACAUAAUAUGGACUUGGUCUUUUACCAAAUAGGGCUAUCUUCUGUAUACCACCCCUACCUUGUCACAACACAACUGAUUGGCUCAAACGCAUUAAGAAGGAAAGAAAUUCCACAAAUUAACUUUUAAGAAGGCACACCUGUUAAUUGAAAUGCAUUCCAGGUGACUACCUCAUGAAGCUGGUUGAGAGAAUGCCAAGAGUGUGCAAAGCUGUCAUCAAGGCAAAGGAUGGCUGCUUUGAAGAAUCUCAAAUAGAAAAUGUAUUUUGAUUUGUUUAAGACUUUAUUGGUUACUACAUGAUUCCAUAUGUGUUAUUUCCUAGUUUCAAUGUCUUCACUAUUAUUCUACAAUGUAAAAAAUAGUAAAAAUAAAGAAAUACCCUUGAAUGAGUUGGUGUGUCCAAACGUUUGACUGGUAGUGUAUAUAUUUAUAUACAGUGUGUAUAUAUAUAUAUAUAUAUAUAUAUAUAUAUAUAUAUAUAUAUAUAUAUAUAUAUAUAUAUAUAUAUAUAUAUAUAUUACUGUAUAUACUGUGUAUAUAUAUAUAAUACUAACAAUUCAGGCAUUCGUUACAGGUAGGUUCAUUACAUAUGUUUUGUCCUUUCAUUUUGACAUUACAUGAUGUAAUUAGAAACGUUGACAAUGUUGUGGAUGUAUGGUGCAUGUAUCAUUUAUUUGAUAUUUCAUCAUAUCAGUAAUUGUGGAAUUAGUAAUGGGGAAGCUUAGGACAGUAGCUGAGUUUUCUUGAUGAGCUACUCAACUGCAGUGUAGUCGACCUUUUUCUUACUUAGAUGAAGUUCAAUUAUUAAGGCGUCACCUACCAUAUGUUAAGUGAAACGCACCAUUAGCAGAUAUACACUUCAUCAUAUAACAGGUAUAUAGUGGCAUCUGUUGACUGUCAUGUCAAAGUUCAGAGAAGUAGGGUGUCAUCACCAGAACACACACACACACACACACACACACACACCCCACAAUCUUACACUCAGAGAUAUACCCUUGUUUACCUCCCCUCACUCACCUUGUCACUGACAGGUGAGGUAGCAUACAUUAACGUAGACAGCGGUCUGUCAAGCCACUGCAUGUAUUAGCGCCCUGCUCCAGGAGGUGAGGUUAGCCACGCUUUACCUACCUGGGCUUGUUAGCACAUCCGCCCUAUCCACACACACACUCCCAGAAUACACCCACCUACUAAAGCUAGCAGCAGGUUGACGCCAGAACACAACACAUGCUGAGGCUACACAACAUCAAAGUGCCCUGGGCUAGCAACUAGCAUUUAGCUCUCCAAGGAAAUGCUAACAUUUGUUAAGCUUUUUUUGUAUGAGGGGAUGUUAGACUUAGACUGGCCUUAGAGUGGUUUGAAAAUAGCCUACCAAAUGCAUCAGGAUAUUAGGGUAACUUAGGGAACACAUUAAAACUCUCAACAACGACCCCAUGAUGGCAUCGAUAGUGAGUCAUUAGCAUUGUAAUUAGCAUCAUAAAAAAACGGAAUUAAAGCGUCUGAACGGUCUGUUUGUACAUUUAAAGGCCUUGUGUGUGACAUUGCCAGGUCUAUUCCCCCGACCACCGUGUAAACAAGCAUGUCCAUUUGGCUGAACGGUCCAGUCUCUCUUCACAGUGGGGUGUCGGCGUAAAAAGGGCCCUUGAAAGGAAAUGUAAAUUCAUCUCCUCCCAAACGCCCCUCGAAAAUAGACAUGACUUCAAGUGUAACAAAUGCAGCUCUCUUUAUCGCUUUAGCGGAGCCACACACACACACGCACACACAGACGCGCGCGCGCACACGGUCAGAGCGUGCCUCUGCUCCCAGUAUAAUGACACAUGGCACAUUCAAGAGAUCUAGAAGAGGGGAAGCCUCACUCAACCAGCUUCUCUGGAGAAAGAGAGAUUUUUUUAUUGUGUUACAGCACACCGUGGUGACAAGUGACACUUUUAUUUAGAUAAAGAGCGAGUGUGUUUUCUCCUCCUCCUCCUCCCACUCCUCCUCCUCUUCCUCCUCCUCCUCCUCUUCCUCCUCCUCCUCCCACUCCUCCUCCUCUUCUUCCUCAUCGUCCUCUUCCUCCUCCUCCUCCUCCUCCCCCUCCUCCUCCUCUUCCUCCUCCUCUAAUUUGCUUCUCUGAGGAGUUUUUUCUCCUAUAGUUUUUCUCAGAGUUGUUUUGUCUCAACAGCAAUCCUCCACCCACUCUCCCACCUCCACCUCUCUACCCCUCCACCUCUCCACCCGGGGCCUUUAUUAAGUUCCUUGUUUCAGUGGCAUCUGUUCAUUCUGUUCCUGUUUGUUCAUUAGCACCAAGGAAGUAGAGCAGGUGACUCUGGGACUUGUUCAGGGAAGAGGGGAUGGAGUAGGUGGAGAAGAAUGAAAAAAGAGAGGAGAGGGGUUAUAGUGUUAGCGGAAAAGAGAGGGAGGGAAAAGGGGGAUGGAGGAGAUGAGACAGGUAAAAUAGCGUUAGCAGAGGAGAAGAGAAGGUGAAAUCAUGCCGCUCACCUGACGCAGCUGGUACCGACAGCAGGAAGAUGACAGGAAGUGUUAUUAAAGGAUGCGUUGCCAUGCUGAUGCGUGUGUUUGACGCAGCCGUGGACAAUGCGUUUGUUCGUUACCCUCUUUGACGAGGCUUUAGGGACAGGGAGCGCCCGGGGCACGAGAGGCCUGCUGUCUCGCAUAACCACACACACACAUAGACACAUGCUUGUGCACGUACACACACACACACACACACACACACACACACACACACACACACACACACACACACACACACACACACACACACACAGUUACACAUACUCUAAAGCUGAUGCGUUCCUACAGAUGCAUAUAGUCUUACAGAGAGUCACUACUUUAUUGUAAUAUACACAGUAUUUUUAAUUAGUCUCUUUAUUGCACCAAAAUAAAAUAUUAUAUUAAACAAAUAGCCCUGACCUUAUGGUUUGAUACGUUCCCAAUAACAGCCUCCCCACAGCGAACAGACAUCUCAACAAAUGUUAAGUUACUGAAUUACCAUGACAGAAACGCCAAUGGUAUCGAGGCAUCCCAACGACUCACUUCAGAGAUUUCUGAAUGAGUGGGGAGUAAGCUGACCAAUACCUGCUCAAGAGCUGGACACACAUGGCCAAACUGACCAAUGAGGAGGGCUAAUUCAGCGGCCUACGUCCUUAUUUAGUGGAAGUCAAGGGAGAACUAUGAAUCAGAGCCGUCCUCCUCCCCUCAUCCUUCCCUACCACUGCCCCAGCUUGUCUCCCAACGAUAUAAUUUAGCCGUCCAUCUUUUUUAUUGGGCGCUCUCCGACAUUAGCGCUCCUCACUUGUAUUAGCAUCUGCCGCGGCGACUCCGUAAUGGCCUUUAAAAAAACACUUAACUCCGGCACUAAACGAGGAGGGGAUGACAGUGGUGGAAAAAACAAAUCAGUGAAAAACAGCACUAGUUAGGGUCCACUCACUCACUCACUCACUCACUCACAGUAAGGGAUUUGGUUUCCAAGAGGCAGUGGGUGCUGUAGUAUAGAGAGGUGCAACUGUGAGGGAGCGAGGUCAAAUUAGACUGUGUUUCGUCUUCCAUCUUGGCUCAAAGAUUAACCCAAAUGUCUUCCACAGGCUUAUAGUGAAGCAUGAACCUCAACCCACGCUCACAGACACGGUGUCACAGUGACUGUGGAAUCUUGCCCUAGUGAUGUGCGUGUGACAGUUUGACUCGAUUACCAGAAACACAAGCGUAUAAAUUCCAGAAGCGCUUUAACAUAUGGCCUUGACAAAUAGAUAGGUGUGUAGCAGGAGAGAGGACAAUCACUGCUGUGAACAUAUGAAUCUUAGAAGGAAGAGAGGCUUAGACCAAGAUGUGGGUGAGUUACACCUAAGUACACUGUUGUUUCCAUACUUUGGGUGUGUCCCAAAUGGCUCCCUAUUCCCUAUAUAGUGCACUACUUGUGAUCAGAACCCUGGUCAAAGGUAGUGCACUAUAUGGGAAACAGGGUGCCAUUUGGGAUGGACAUUUUGUGUGGCGGAUAAAUUCCUGAUAGCAUAUGGGAUAUAUUACUGUGCCUGCCGCUCCUAUGGAAUAAGGAGAGAAGCGUAACAACAGAGGGGUAUCGCGGGGCCAAAGGAAUUGUGGGUUAUUGAGGCUAUAGUCAGGGCUCUGGCCGAACACCAAUCAGAUGUGUCCCUGGGUAAUCCCUUAACUACAUAAUGCAUGCUGCAGUGUAAUUGGAGUUGUAACAUGGGAAAAUAAUUUGGUCGUUUUCAUAAGGCUUUUCCCCUCUGAUAAUAUUAUUGUGGAGGAAGGAUUGCGAAACCACAACGCCUCAGACAUUGGUUUGCUGCUACAUAAAGUUUGAGUAGUUUCAAAUGACAUUAUCCGCAAACAAUUGGAAGAUUCAAUACAACAUUACAAAUUCCACAGCUAAUAACAUAUUAUUUCUGAUAUUAUGAAACCAAUCAUUAUUAUAUUUUAGCAAAAAUUCAAAUAAUAUUUCUAAUAGUCUGAUAAGUAACUUAUGAUAAAUUAAAUACAUUUAAUGCAAUAUAAUCUAGUAAUCUAUAAUAAUCUUGUAAUUAAAUCACAGAAUACUGAUCUCAGUAAACCAAACCGGAUGCCUUCUCUUCACCCCUUGUAUUUGAGCUUUAGAAUGUCAAAUGUCUCUAACAACAGAGAUACAGUAUCUGAGCCUAAAUCUGUUGGGACACCCAGAUGUUUGUUUCCAACCAGAUAAUGCAUGCUAAACCAGGCCUGUAAUAUGCAGUGCUAAUAACCAGCUUCCUCCUCUCCUCCACCACCUCUCCUCUCUCUCCUCACAGAGAGAUGUUGACGUCUAUACCAACAACAGGAGGUUGUCCAGGUACCUCAGCAUAUCCCAUUAGUCAGUUAUUUCUCUACAGUGGAGUGACACCCCAGAGGAACGUAGGUAGGCGCAUCAAACGAACGCUCCCUUCAAAAGCCCCGAUGUCGGAGUGAAUUAAAGAGGGGAGGAUCAGAAGAAGAUUUGAUCUACGGUAUCAUAUUAAUAUUUGAGGAAAACAACAACAAAAAACUAUGGAAAAUGACAAUAGUGUCACAACCGUUUGAAAAGAGAAGGGAGGCGUUUAGCAGCUACAUGGUGACAGAUGUAAAGAUAAAAAUCGAUGGUGUGGUUAUGUUAAUUAACAGGAUAAACAACGUCGCACACUGCUGUUUUACACACACACGUCUAAUAGAGUACAGAGUGUCCUCUAACAUCUAGCUACUAGUUGUACAUCAGUACAGUAACAGUACAGUGUUUCCCACCAGCCCCCUGGCCACCAGGCGCUCAGCUCAGAGGUAAAUGAUUGCAUAUUUAUUGUGGAGGGCGAACGGCAGCACACACAGCGGUGGCAGCAGCAGUAGUGUGAUUAACGUCUGAAAGGCGUGCCGACCAGCAAUCAUCUGCCUUAUUAGCCUCGUUAAUCAUAUUUCCUAAAUCAACGACAGGGCCUCCUUCUCUCUUUUUCUACACCUUUAUUUUAAGACUCAUCGUUGUUUUACUGCUCUUUUCCAUCCCUCCGUCGGAGGACUCUGUCACCAGGUGCUUUCCCGCACUUAUUUCCCAUGAUGCACUAGUGUGCGGCGGCCCCUCGUCCCCACACGGAUGGAGGGAUGCAGAGAGUGAAGGUUAAUUACGUUUGAGAGCCAUUCUCUCUCUUCCCCCUCUCCCUCUCUCUCCUCUCCUCCUUCUCCCCUGCUCCUCUCAAGCCAUGUGGGCCCAGUCUCUCGUAGAACUUCAGUAAAGCUGCAGUCUCUCUAUUUGCCAUGCUUAAACAAAGGCCUGAUAAUUUAGAGAGAGAAUGUAUUUAAUUUAGCCACAGAUCACAAGUUCAAAAUACUAAAUAUCUACUGAUGAACAGUAUGUUAAUGACAUACACUAUGAAAGGGGACUUUUAUAUUAAUUUAUCUUUGAUACAUUUGGGUUUUGUGGAUAAAGACAAAUAGAUAAUCAGAGAAUCACUUUCAGAAGGCUUUCGUUUGUAACAAUAAGCGUCACACAUUUUUCACAUUCUGUAAGUAAUUGUAGGCUAAUAUAAUUACAGAGUUUUGGGGUUUAUUGAUUUGAUCUCUGUAUCUGUGACUUAGCCUUCUAUCUGAAUCUCUAUGGUGUCUCUAUGGAGUCUGUGUAACCAACCCCUGAGAGGAAUAGUACUUUUAUCAACUUUUUAACAAGUUUCUCCAACUGCGUCUGAACUGAACUUCAGUGUGUGUUGCUGUAGUAGUGUAGCUAGUGGAGAAUAAAGACUGAUAAUGAUGAAUGUGUUACCCAACCCGCGAUCAUCCUCCCACCUCUCCACUCCAAACCUCAUCACAUAGCAACCCCAGAUGACAGAACCAUCAGCGUCAGUUUAAUAUGACUUCACUUUGCUCAUUACGACUCAUUUAGACAGUGCACUCACUCACUCACACACACACACGGAACAGAAGGAAGGACAGGGCCAUUGGAGGAGAGACGGGAGCCUAAAGAUGAUUAACGUUGACUGGGACAGGCGCUUUAGCUAGAUAGCCUCUCUCUCUCUCUCUCUCUCUCUCUCUGUCUCCUCCUACUCUGCACAAACAAAAUGGCCUCUCAAGAGGCCUCCCCCGUCUUUGGGCGAAGAUGAGACUGUCAAUUUGGUCAUUACUGGUCAUCAGGGAGGGAGAGGUGGAGGAGAGAGAGAGGGAAGGGAGGAGUUGGGUUCGGGGGGUAGAGGAAUGGGGGAAGAAGGAGAGUGAAAUGUUGGUGGAAGAGGGGGAUGGAGGAAGAGAGGGAUGGAGGAAGAGAGGGAUGGAGGAAGAGGGGGAUGGAGGAAGAGAGGGAUGGAGGAAGAGAGGGAUGGAGGAAGAGGGGGAUGGAGGAAGAGGGGGAUGGGGGUGGAGGAAGAGGGGAUGUUCCUGCUUUCUUUCCCUUCUGUUUUCGGGAGGUUUUUUCCGAGCGGCUUGAGAAGGAGGGAUGGGCUCCCCACUUCUUUUGGAAGAGAAGGAAAUGGGGCAGAGGCUAAAUCUGAUAAAUGAAGGGAUCUGUGUAUGGACUCUAAAUUAGGAAAAUCUACCCAGACUGAUACACGUCUAGUGAAUAUGUUUAGAGAUAGGGAGGAGAUGCAUUUAUCACCGGUGCAGGUGAAUUCCUCCACAAAGUGUAUUCAAGCAGCCAUUUUUCACGCCAUAUUCCACAGUCUCGGAUUGUUCCAAAGAUGCAGAUGAACAAUCGACUUAUUUAUUUUAAACAGUAAUCAAUAAUUGUUUGAUUACUCAACACAUCUUUUUUUUUCUUCUCAUGGUCAGUAUGUGGUCUUUGUGAAUGACAGUAUAAUAACCAGAAGGGAUAUAUAAGUGAUAGUUGUACAAUGUAGAUGGAUUGUGUGUUAGUUAUCCAGUUGUGGUUUUAGAUAUUGUGAUCUAGUAUAAAUGCUGACAUCACGGUAAUGACAUAUGGAUGAUGCAGUAGUAGUUAGUAAUACUGUAGUAAUUCAGGGUACCUACUGCAUGGCACUUAGCAUGUGUGUUUUAACCUCAUCAGUCAGGGAGCCAUGGCAGACUAGAGCUUGUGAGCAGUGUGGGGGUGUGGCUUUAGGGGUGGAGACAUUUUGCAAAGGACCCGCCUACCUGAGCAUCAUCAACAGCAUACGGCCCAAUCACAGACUUGACCAAUCAGCUAAUGCCAAAGCCUGUUGACAUCCCCACGAAAAACAAUCAACAAACCAAAUUUGAAUGUAAUUGGUGUAAAAAAGUAUUCUACUGACUGUCUAGUCCCAGUUCUGUGUUUUACUUGGUCGUGGAAACACACAUUUGUCCGUCUACACGGGGAUACAUUACGAGAGACAUUGAAUCAUGACUAUUUCGUCCAUAAGAUAACACCAUCUGUGUAUCAGCCUGUUAUCAAAGGAUCAAAGAAAAUAGCUAAUAAUUUUCAUGAAAGUCUCAGAACAUGGAUGUAGUAUAUUUUUUCUCUCUCUCACACACACACUCAGUCACUCACUCACUCACUCAUUCACUCACUCACUCACUCACUCACUCACUCACUCACUCACUCACUCACUCACUCACUCACUCACUCACUCACUCACUCACUCACUCACUCACUCACUCACUCUCACACACACAAUACGAUCCAACACAACACACACACUCUUCUCCUCGAACACACACACGCUUGCGCGCACAGGCCCACAUGCGGCGGUGACAACCCCGGCCAAUCGAUUCUCCCCGCUCCUCGAUGCUGACAAUGCUCAAGUGGACGGUGCUCCUGUUUGCUUCCUCUUGUAACACAGAAAGAAAGGGCCCCUCCAUUCCAAUGAAUGUAUACUAUUUUUACCCUCUUGCAGGAGAAUGUCGGAUAGGGAACUAAAUAAUUAAAGGCAAGGGACCCUUUUUGACUGCAUCAACCAUGGCACUGCUGGUAAGCUCUACUAUACAUUGUGAAUCCAUUUGCCCUCGUCCUGUCCUGCCAAGGACGUAUGUUUUGAGUUUUUUUAGUUUGUCACACCCACCACCGUGCCCCUUGCCUUGCAUGGAACCCCCCCUCACAUUUAAAAGCACUACUGGAUAUUCCAUAUUCAUUUCUUACUUUUGUUUGAUUUCAUUUUAAAAGUCCCCUAACAUGUUGUAUUGCGGACAGUGGGAUGUUUAUACUGUACCACUACCAUAUCUGACGCCAGUUAUCUGACACUUUUCUUUGUGCAUUUUAUUGUGACGUUUGCUGUGGUGGGUCCUCCAUCCCUCCCAGUCUGAAAUGGCAACUGUGGAAUUGGAGGGAAGAAGCAUUGAAUUUGAGCUGUCAAACACAUUUUACCUCACAUCUUUUGGCAGGCUUUGCAAUGCAGACUGCUACACCUCACAAACAAUACCCCUUAGCUCUAGCAAGCUUUAGCGUGACACCAGAUUCAUGCUUACACUUCCUUGUUGUGAAUUCGAUGGCAGUGGCUAUGCGUUAUGAGAUACUACUGCUCUCUCAGUGUGAAAAAGCAGCCAUUUUUAUUUAUUAAAGCGAAGGGGAUACAUGGGGAUGAUAUGUUUAAAAAGUGGGGCCUGAUUAAGCCACUUCCAAUAGGGAGCCAGUGUGAUAAUGCUGUCGGAGCUCUAAUACACUAUCCAGUUCCCCUCGAUUAUCGCAUUACCACAGCUCGAAUCAAUUGAUAAACUCACAUUCAAUAUGGUGGAGUAUUUAAUUGAGUCAGAGUCUAUUGGAUUUGCAGCGGGGCUGUGCUAGACGUGCUGACAGUGGUAAACACCGUGGCGGGAUGCUCUCGCCACGCCAUGUUAGACCAGUUAGGGGAGCGCUAAGAGAAGAACUGGGUAGAGUUUCUCUCACUUUAAAAGGAGGCCGUUGGAACCCAUUUCCACGUAGGUUCCUCUUGAUAGGGGAAGAGUGAGGAGAGGUUCUAGAACAAGGUGAAUCGUUUAUUUGUUGUUUUGUCUGGCGUUGGGUGAGGUCAGGGGUUAGUGAAGAGGACAGGAAGAGAGGAGGGUUAUUGAAAAUGUAGUGACAUACAAUAUCAUUCAAAUAAUUAGAAUUCCAAGCAUAGGUGCAUGGUGUUGGGCGAGACAGAACACAUGUUUUGUAAUGCAAAAAUAUAUUUCUGAGAAUGCUACCACUCCAGUCAUCGUUUAAAGCGCUGAAACACUAUUUUGCUUGAUAUGACAACUUGUUUUGCUAUUUUCUUAUGAAAACGAUAUCUCUCUACCUCCCCCUUCAUCCAUGUCUUUCCACCAGGCACAGCUCCAACAUCAACCUGCAUCGCAAACUGCUGACCAAAGAGCUGGAUGACAUUGUCCUGGAUCCCCAUCUCACGCCAUUGGCCAAGGACCUGCGCGCCGAGUUCCUGGCUAAGAUCUACGCUGGGCACCACCUGGGCCUGGACACCAUGGCAGGGGGAGGAGGACUGACCCGUGACGCCAGCUCCCCGGCAGGCACUGACUACCCCCCACCCCCACCCCCACCACCACCCCCUAAACCCCCACAACAACCACCACCACCACCUACACCACCCCCAUACCAACGGCUUCUACCACCGCGGUGGCCCCCCAGAUGA
Coregonus sp. 'balchen' is the source of this 19555-nucleotide messenger RNA. NCBI's taxonomy places the organism in Eukaryota, Metazoa, Chordata, Actinopteri, Salmoniformes, Salmonidae. The record is from the annotation of a GenBank genome assembly.